Pseudonaja textilis is the source of this 3451-nucleotide messenger RNA. NCBI's taxonomy places the organism in Eukaryota, Metazoa, Chordata, Lepidosauria, Squamata, Elapidae. The record is from RefSeq and is a predicted model, not a curated record.
UGGAGGCGGCUUCGCUUUCGCCGCUUCUCUCUCUCCCAAGAUGUCGGCGCUGGCCGUGGCCACCGCGGCGGCUGCCACUGCGGCGGCCGUAACCGCCGCGCGCUCCGAGAGGCAGGGCAGCCCGGCUUCGUCGCGGGGCUUCUACUUCAACACGGUGCUGUCGCUCGCCCGCUCGCUGGCCGUCCAGAGACCCGCCCCGCUCGAGAAGGUCCAAAAACUUCUCUGCAUGUGUCCGGUGGACAUCCAUGGGAUUUUUCAGCUGGACGAACGCCGCAGAGAUGCUGUGAUUGCACUGGGAAUUUUUCUAAUAGAGUCUGACCUGCAGCACAAGGAUUCACUCAUCCCUUAUCUUCUCCGGCUACUGAGAGGCCUUCCCAAAGUGCAGUGGAUUGAAGAAAGCAAUUCGCGAAAAGGCCGAGGCACCCUCCCAGUUGCAGAAAAUUUCAGCUUCUGUUUGGUGACCUUGCUGUCCGAUGUGGCCUACAGAGAUGCAUCUUUAAGAGAGCAGGUUUUGGAGCCAAUUUUACAAGUGCUGCAAGUUCUCUUGGGAAUGUGUCAGUCUCCACAGAUCCAGGACAAAGAAUAUUUGUGCAAAUACGCCCUGCCUUGCCUAAUCGGAAUAUCCCGGGCGUUUGGUCGCUACAGCCACUCAGAAGAGGCUCUGCUGUCCAAGCUUUUCCCCAAAGUGACCCCGCAUUCCCGCCGGGCCUCCAGCGAGCUAGACGGGAUUCGGAGGCGUUCCUUCAACGACUUCCGCUCUAUUCUUCCCAACUCCCUGCUGACUGUCUGCCAAGAAGGAUCUUUAAAGAGGAAAACAAGCAGCGUUUCCAGCAUCUCACAGGUCAGUCCUGAUCGCGGGAUCCCUCCGCCUGGUUCUCCGGGAGGAACGGCUAUACAGUAUUUUGAAGGUUCCUACCUGCCAGAUGGAAGCGCAGUCGAUCCCGAAUAUUAUUUCUCUACCAUCAGCUCCAGUUUCUCUGUUUCGCCCCUCUUUAAUGGGAUUAGUAACAAGGAGUUUAACAUUCCGCUAGAAAUGCUUCGCCAGUUGUUGAACAUGGUCAAGCAAAUAGUUGGGGACUCUGUUCUCAAAAACCUGGAUGCAGUGGCAACUGAAGUUAUCGAGGCCAAUCCGCACGUUGAGCUCUUCUACAAGAUGUUCAGCGACUCUCUGUACGUUGCUCAAUUCAAGAUGCUGAGAGACACCCUGUACCAUAUGAAAGAACUUCCCAACUCUUUUGUGAAAGAAAUUCACGAUUUCGUGCUGGAACAAUUCAACACUAGCCAGCCGGAACUUCAGAAGCUCCUUCACGAAGUCGAUAAAUUGCACAACGAGCUGAAUCCGCUGAAAUUGCGUUGCCAGGCGAACGCCGCCUGUGUGGACCUCAUGGUUUGGGCUGUGAAAGAUGAGCAAGGGGCAGAAAACCUGUGCAUCCGGUUGUCCGAAAAGUUGCAGUCCAAGACCUCCAGCAAAGUGAUCAUCGCCCAUUUGCCUCUUCUGAUCUGCUGCUUACAGGGUCUCGGCCGCUUGUGCGAGAGGUUCCCCGUGGUGGUUCACUCGGUCAAUCCGUCUUUGCGGGAUUUCCUUGUGAUCCCCUCUCCAGUCCUGGUGAAAUUGUACAAAUAUCACAGCCAGUACCAAACAGGUACCAAUGACAUCAAGAUCAGCAUAACCAACGAGCACGCCGAGUCCACGCUGAGCGUAAUGUCGGGCAAGAAAAACGAGGCCUCCAUGUACGAACAGCUCCGGGACGUCGCAAUCGAUAACAUCUGCAGGUGUUUGAAAGCCGGGCUGACCAUCGAUCCCGUCAUCGUUGAAGCCUUCUUAGCCAGUUUAUCAAACCGUCUCUACAUCUCCCAAGAAAGUGACAAGGAAGCCCACCUCAUUCCAGACCACACAAUCCGUGCACUGGGCCACAUAGCAGUGGCUCUGAGGGACACCCCCAAAGUGAUGGAACCCAUUCUCCAGAUUUUGCAGCAGAAGUUCUGCCAGCCACCGUCUCCUCUUGACGUGCUCAUCAUUGACCAGCUGGGCUGUUUAGUUAUCACCGGAAAUCAAUAUAUUUACCAGGAGGUGUGGAAUUUGUUUCAGCAGAUCAGCGUGAAAGCAAGCUCCAUUGUAUACUCUGCGACUAAAGACUAUAAAGAUCACGGAUACAGACACUGUUCCUUAGCUGUUAUUAAUGCCCUGGCUAACAUAGCUGCAAAUAUACAGGAUGAACACCUUGUGGACGAGCUGCUGAUGAAUUUGUUGGAACUUUUUGUGCAGCUGGGGCUGGAAGGAAAAAGGGCCAGCGAGCGGGCCAGCGAGAAAGGGCCCGCACUGAAGGCCUCCAGCAGUGCAGGCAACCUCGGAGUGCUGAUCCCUGUUAUUGCUGUGCUCACCAGACGCUUGCCACCAAUCAAGGAAGCCAAACCACGGUUGCAGAAACUCUUCCGCGACUUCUGGCUGUAUUCGGUGCUGAUGGGAUUUGCCGUGGAGGGUUCAGGUCUUUGGCCUGAAGAGUGGUACGAGGGUGUUUGCGAGAUCGCCACCAAGUCCCCCCUCCUGACUUUCCCGACGAAAGAGCCCCUUCGUUCUGUCCUUCAGUAUAACUCUGCCAUGAAAAACGACACCGUCACUUCUGCUGAACUGAAUGAAUUGAGGAGCACCAUCAUAAAUCUACUGGAUCCACCUCCUGAAGUGUCAGCCCUGAUCAACAAGCUGGAUUUCGCCAUGUCUACUUACCUGCUUUCCGUCUAUCGCCUAGAAUGCAUGAGGGUUCUACGUUCAACAGACCCAGAUCGUUUCCAAGUCAUGUUUUAUUACUUUGAGGAUAAAGCUAUCCAGAAAGACAAAUCAGGUAUGAUGCAGUGCGUGGUAGCCGUUGCAGAUAAGGUGUUCGAAGCUUUCCUUAGCAUGAUGGCAGACAAACCUAAAACGAAAGAAAAUGAAGAAGAGCUGGAAAGACACGCUCAGUUCUUGCUGGUCAACUUUAACCACAUUCAUAAGCGAAUAAGACGAGUUGCAGACAAAUACUUAUCGGGUCUCGUAGACAAGUUCCCUCACUUACUUUGGAGCGGAACGGUGCUGAAAACUAUGCUAGAUAUUCUCCAGACUCUCUCCCUCUCUCUCAGCGCAGAUAUCCAUAAGGACCAACCGUAUUAUGACAUUCCAGAUGCCCCAUAUAGAAUUACUGUCCCUGAUACCUAUGAAGCCAGAGAGAGCAUUGUGAAGGAUUUUGCCGCCCGGUGUGGCAUGAUCCUCCAGGAAGCCAUGAAAUGGGCCCCUUCCGUCACCAAAUCUCACCUGCAGGAAUAUUUGAACAAGCACCAGAACUGGGUGUCAGGCCUGUCACAGCACACUGGGUUGGCUAUGGCAACCGAGAGCAUUCUCCACUUUGCAGGCUACAACAGGCAAAAUACAACCCUGGGGAUCACCAAAGCUACAGAAAAACAUUUCACAUCAGCAUAA